Molecule: messenger RNA, 1239 nt
Organism: Aspergillus nidulans FGSC A4
Lineage: Eukaryota; Fungi; Ascomycota; Eurotiomycetes; Eurotiales; Aspergillaceae
Product: putative C2H2 finger domain protein
Exons: 5
Coding region: 1-1239 (412 amino acids)
Source: RefSeq, a predicted model, not a curated record
AUGUACGAAUGCGAGACCUGCACCGCGUUUUUUUACGACCCGUAUGAGCGCGACGACCACAUGGACGAGUAUGGCCAUUGGCCUGAAUGUGAGAUCUGCCCCCGCACUUUCCGCACCCAACGCGCCUGCAAUCAACACAUGAACAACGCAGGCCAUUGGGCUCUACGCUACGAGUGCGAGACCUGCACCAAGUCCUUUCGCUCUCUGAACGCCGCUCAUCAGCACAUGGACUCCAAGGGCCACUGGGCACGCAGAUGGCCCUGCGAGACAUGCAAAAACACAUUCUACACGGAGGAAGCAGCCGAGCAGCACAUGCAAUCGCUAGGCCAUUACCGGUACUACUGCAAGACGUGCGACCGGCGGUUUCAGAACGAGAAUAACCUGCAGAUGCACCUCAAUUCCCAGAUUCAUCGUGGCCGCAACGUCCAGUGUCCCUUCUGCAAGGUCACGUACACGACCGCGUCUGGCCUAGGCCACCACCUCGAGACCGGUGCAUGCCCGCGGGCUCCAACUCUGAACCGUGAGAGUAUCUACCGUCUAGUCCGUGAGCGAGAUCCCCACGGCGUCAUCACCUACAAGCAGAUCGGAUGGAGAAACGAAGAGAACUCCACCUACUCAGCUACUGUACAGGCCUGGAACGGCUUCGGCUACGAGUGUUAUCUGUGCCAUCGACAGUUUAUUAAACUCUCCACACUCAAUCAGCAUUUGAACUCUCCCGCCCAUAAGCAAAAGGUCUACCAUUGCCCUAACGGUCGCUGUGCUAAGUCUUUUGCGACCCUGGCCGGGUUGUUCAAUCAUCUCGAGAGCGAAUCGUGCGGACAUAUGCGAUUUGAAAAUGUUCAGAAACAGGUUGGCGAAGGGCUUAAAGGAGUCACCAGGAGCCAGCAUCGACCGAACAGCGACCCAACGGAAACGUGCCAGGAAGCUGGUGACUAUCGUGGAAUCAUCCCCGAUUUUGCUCGGUUCUUUAUAGACACACAAACACCCAAUCAAACACCCAAUCAAACACCCAAUCAAGAGCAUGAACUUCAACACGUACAUAAGACAGAGAUUCAGUCCCGCUAUUCCAGUGCUUUUCCAGGCAUCAACGUUCUGCUGCUCAAUAGGGCUAUGGGAGCCAACGACGGCGUUGUUCGACACCCAGCUCCAGGGGGCUUUGUUGUCAAGCCAGGUUUUGCCUGCAACAGCCGAUCCCAAGACGCGUUUUCAAGUGGGUACGGUAGCGACAAACCGAUCUGA